Botrytis fragariae is the source of this 1191-nucleotide messenger RNA. RefSeq lists its product as uncharacterized. Lineage: Eukaryota; Fungi; Ascomycota; Leotiomycetes; Helotiales; Sclerotiniaceae. The transcript is spliced from 3 exons. Gene Ontology annotation, biological process: lipid metabolic process. The record is from RefSeq and is a predicted model, not a curated record. The coding region runs from base 1 to 1191 and encodes 396 amino acids. Gene Ontology annotation, molecular function: phosphoric diester hydrolase activity.
AUGUCGAAUCACCCAUUCGAGCUGAAGGAAAAUGAAGAGCGCUCUUCAUGUUCAUCAGACGAUAGUUUUAGUCAUCGAAAUGGUAGUUGGAAAGGCCUCCUCCGCGGUAAUGGAAAAGAAAAAAGACAACACGAUCAUGAUAAAGGUGGUUUUAGGAGACGUUGGUUUCGUAUCGUUGGUAUUAUGAUUGUGCUCGGAGUUAUCGCUACUUUGAUAUGGUUGUCUUUACUUCUGACCCUACCUCAUCGACAUAGACCUCAAAUUCCGUCGAACAAAGUCAGUUCCAUAGUAGAUGAUUGGCGAAAGCCUGAAGAUUCUAUCAGCUUGCUUUCUCCUUGGAAAUCAGAUUUUACCGAAGGCAUUACGCCAAUAGCAUGUCAUUCACACAACGAUUAUUGGCGUACUGUCCCACUUUUCGAAGCUUUGGCUGCUGGAUGCACUAGCGUAGAAGCAGACAUAUAUCUUCCAACAAAACCUGGAAACGAAGAUCUUUUAGUAGGCCAUUCUUCAUGGUCGCUGGCACAAGAUCGUACACUUCAAAGCCUAUAUAUUGAACCUUUAUUUACUAUCCUUGAAAGUUUCAAUAAUGGAUCCACCCAUCCAGAUGGAAAUGACUGGAUUGGCAUCUUUCAAUCCAGUCCAAACACUACUGUUACACUUUUUCUGGAUUUUAAAUCCGAUGGUAGUGACCUUUGGCCAUAUGUAAAUCGACAGCUUGAGAAACUCCGAGCCAAGAACUGGCUUACCCACUGGAAUGACUCGAGUGGGAUCACUUGGGCCCCAAUUAUAGUUGUCGCUUCCGGAAAUGCUCCUUUUGACCUACUGAUUUCCAAUACUACCUACCGCGAUAUAUUCUUCGAUGCUCCUUUAGACGAUAUUGCAAACUCUCUCUACGAUGAUACGAACUCUUACUAUGCUAGUGUUUCGAUGUCAAAAGCCAUUGGCAGACUGUGGCUAUGGAAGUUCAGUUCAACACAGCUAAAUAAAAUUAGUGAACAAGUUAGCGCAGCAAAUGGGAAGGGUUUGAAAGCCAGGUACUGGGAUACUCCUUCUUGGCCUAUAACUUUGAGAGAUUAUGUGUCAGGAAUCUUGAUAGAGAGGGGAGUCGGGGUUUUGAAUGUCGAUGUAUUUUCCUCUACAUUUUAUUUCCCAUUGAUAACUAGAUUUGGGAAGAACAGACUUGUUUGGUGA